CCUUGGUCAACAUAGUGCCAUCUUACUCUGUCAACAUGACUGUUCAACUCAGCUUUCUGCUUAUCCUCACUGGAAUUCACAGUAUAACUACAGUCAGUGACGUGUCAGUGAAGGCUGGAGAUUCCAUCUCUAUCCCAUGUCUGUAUGACUCACAAUACAGAGACAAUGUGAAAUACUUAUGUAAAGGAUAUUAUUGGUUCUCCUGCUCACUUACAGUUAAAGCAAACCAACAAAAUUCUGAAAAGUUUUCAAUCUCUGAUGACAAAACCCAAAGAAUCUUCACUGUGACUAUAAAAAAUCUGACAGAUCAGGACAGUGAUUACUGGUGUGCUGUGGACGUUACUGGAGCUUUAGAUGUUUUAAAUUAUUUUCACCUGUCAGUCACUGGUGGUUCACCCGGUCUUUAUGUGGAUCGUCAAGAGAUUACAGGAGUUAUUGUAGAAAACAUAACAAUCAAUUGUUACCAUCACAACCCUGGAGAAAUGAAGUGGUGCAGGCGGGGCAGCUCCUGUGUGACGGGGUCAUCUGGAUCAAUAGAUGGAACAACAGUGGCCAUCAAUGCAAGCAUCUCAAAUGUUUUCACUGUGACUAUGAGUGGACUGAGGACACAGAGCCGCGGCUGGUAUAUGUGUGUCAAAGGAGACUUUCAGAUGCCAGUGCAUUUAACUGUCAGUGAACGACCAACGACCAGUAAGUACUAUAAAUAAUUAUACAAUCUAAAUAUGACAUAUAUUUUAUAACAGUAAUUAUUUGUCAAGUGCAGU
Molecule: messenger RNA, 764 nt
Organism: Scatophagus argus
Lineage: Eukaryota; Metazoa; Chordata; Actinopteri; Scatophagidae
Exons: 3
Coding region: 36-707 (223 amino acids)
Source: RefSeq, a predicted model, not a curated record